CCUUCCAAGAGAGUUUGGGCUGCUAAUACAAUGUCGGAAAUGAACGAGCUGUCCGAGCUGUAUGAAGAGAGCAAUGACCUGCAGAUGGAUGUGAUGCCCAGCGAGGGUGACCUUCCGUAGAUGGAGGUAGGUGGCAGUAGCCGGGAGCCAUCCCGGAAUCCCUCCCGCCACAGGGCCCAGCCACAGCUGGAGAAGGAAGGCCCAAUGGAGGAGGAGGUGGCCCAGCCAAUGGCAGAGCCGCAGGGGGACCGAGGCCUUGCUCAGGGCCCUGGGGAGCAGCCAGGCCAGCUCGCCGGCCCUGACUUCAAGAGCGAGGACGACGGUGAGGAAUUUGAUGACUGGGAGGAUGACUAUGAUUAUCUGGAAGAGGAGCAACUAAGUGGUGCCGGCUACAGAGUAUCAGCGGUCCCGGAAGAAGCCAACAAGAUGUUUCUGAGAACAUCCAGAGCAAGAGAAGCAGCCCUAGAUGGCGGGUUUCAAAUGCAUUAUGAGAAGACCCCGUUUGAUCCGUUGGCUUUUAUCGAAGAGCUUUUUUUCACUUAUGGUUGUCAAUCGUCUAACCAAAGAACUCCGCUGUGA
This is a messenger RNA of Nyctereutes procyonoides (raccoon dog), 579 nucleotides long. RefSeq names its product EP300-interacting inhibitor of differentiation 1-like. Gene Ontology annotation, molecular function: transcription corepressor activity. The coding region runs from base 121 to 579 and encodes 152 amino acids. The transcript has a single exon. Gene Ontology annotation, cellular component: nucleoplasm. The record is from RefSeq and is a predicted model, not a curated record. Gene Ontology annotation, biological process: negative regulation of DNA-templated transcription. NCBI's taxonomy places the organism in Eukaryota, Metazoa, Chordata, Mammalia, Carnivora, Canidae.